GAACUUUUCCAGGCUGUUUGCGUCUGCAAAGAAUCACAAGUCAGAUCGCAAUAUUUAUCAUGAUCUAGGCUUGCUGUGAAACUGCCCUCAGAAUAGUAGUGUUUUAUUUUUCAAUCAGUCCGUACAGGAUUUUGGAGGGUUUUGUGAUUUUUUUUUUUUUCUUUGCGGCCAAAAAUGCUCGCAUUUGUAUUAUUUUUUUGUGCUUUUUUUUUUUUUUUGGAGGAAAACUACUUUGAAAUUGCAAUUGCACAAAAUUGUUUUGCACGGGAAUCAAAGAGGGCUCGAACUGAACGUGCCAUGUGAUGACGUCACACAAAAUCUAUGGACAAUUGUUUUGAAAAACAACAAGCUCCUUCAAAUAUAUCCUGCAGAGUCUGCUUGGUUUGGCAUUCAUUUCUGCAAGAGAAGCAAGAGGGGAAAAGACUGCUUCAAAACCAACUGUUUAAGCGACUAAUGACUUGUAUUCAGAAUGAGAAAGUUACUGAUUGAACCUAAAGCUGCAUUCUUGGGGUGACUCAUUGGAGGAGGCAUUUGAGCAGUGUGCCAUGGCCAUGUUUGGCUAUAUGACCGAUACGGAGACAGUGGAGCCCAUCGAUACUAUAGAAAUCGAAUCAGAAGGUGAUGAUCUGGAAUCACUUCUCUUUCAUUUCCUAGAUGACUGGCUCUUCAAGUUCAGCGCAGACGCCUUUUUCGUCCCUCGGGAGGUUAAAGUGUUGCACUUGGAUCGGAUGCGCUUCACAAUACGGUCUAUCGGUUGGGGUGAGGAGUUCAACUUGGCAAAACAUCCACAAGGCACAGAAGUGAAAGCCAUUACCUACUCGGCUAUGCAGAUAUGCGACAAAGAGAAGCCAGAGAUCUUCGCCAUCAUCGAUAUAUGAGAAAGAGGUUCUCUCUGACGAGCUCGUGUCAAUCACGUCGCACAAACUUUUUUUUUUUUUAAUGCUAGAAACUGAAUGCAUACUGUUGUGCUUUAUAUGUUUUGACUGGCGAAAGCACCAAAGCACUGAAGAGAUGAUCCACGUCAUAUUGGGGAUUUUAUUAAAGGUGUAGUUUCCUUGAAACCCUCUGUUUUUACUCCAGUACAAAAUCAAAACAAACCUUGUAUCCAUUUUUUUUUUUUUUUUAAAUCUACAAAGGGUAUCCAUUAGAAACCACCUACAAACAAAGGAGAACUAUGAUGUUUGCAACAAUUUCAUCAUUUAUAAUGAUUAUAAAACAGACUUUGUAUUGAUUGUAUAGAGCUUUUUUUGUUUUGUAAUGUUCCUAUUUUUUUAUAAUAUAGUAUAAGUACAGCUUAUAAUUCAGUAACAUGUAGAACCACCUUUAGCAACAAUAACUUGAAGUAAACGUUUUCUGUAGUAGUUUAUCAGUCUCAUUAACGAGGGUGUACUUUCUUAAGCUAUAUACCCACAAAUGAGAGCAACUUUUCAGAUUAGUUUAGUCUAAUAUUGUGUACUUGGUCCGAUUUUUUUUUUUUAAUCCAAAAAAAAUUGUAGGUUUGAAGUUUUGUGUAUUGGAUAUCUAGCUUUCAAAAAGUGGAAGACUAUAAAUUUGGGUAUCAGGCCAGUUUGCUUUAAAGAUUAUCACAUCAUUUCCAGUACAUUCCAGUUCUGUGUGUGUGUG
Molecule: messenger RNA, 1623 nt
Organism: Ictalurus furcatus (blue catfish)
Lineage: Eukaryota; Metazoa; Chordata; Actinopteri; Siluriformes; Ictaluridae
Gene: tslig1
Product: zinc finger and BTB domain containing 8 opposite strand
Exons: 6
Coding region: 546-878 (110 amino acids)
Biological process (GO): tRNA splicing, via endonucleolytic cleavage and ligation
Cellular component (GO): tRNA-splicing ligase complex
Source: RefSeq, a predicted model, not a curated record